This is a messenger RNA of Theobroma cacao (cacao), 1235 nucleotides long. RefSeq names its product HAD superfamily, subfamily IIIB acid phosphatase. NCBI's taxonomy places the organism in Eukaryota, Viridiplantae, Streptophyta, Magnoliopsida, Malvales, Malvaceae. Gene Ontology annotation, molecular function: acid phosphatase activity. The record is from RefSeq and is a predicted model, not a curated record.
AGACAGUAACGGUUGUGCCUCCACUUUUGUUGAAGUGGAUGGGCUCUGACUCCAACCCCACUUUUGGGGUUAAUUAACCUAGCUUCCCCGCAAUGCAGACCCCGGCGGUUGGUUUCGUUGAUCACUUUGAUCAUCAUCAUCGAAAUUCAAUGGGCCAGUUCUCUUCCAUGCCACAUCGACAACCAUUUUUGUGCUCUCUGACGACACCCGCACCCACAUUUUUGCUGCCCAAGGAGGAGGAGGAGCAGUAGUAGGUUUUAUCCGGUUUAGUGCCUGAUUUUAAGGACCACCAUAUGAUUUCAGCAAUGGUGAAGCGGGUGCGUGAGAUAUUCAUCUUUUUCUUCUUAGCAAUGUUGUCCAAGGCAAUAGGCACAAAGCCUUUUUGGAGAACGAGAGAGCCAGCUGACGGUAACUCUAACGACUGCUUGAGCUGGCGGCUGGCGGUGGAGGCUAACAAUGUGCGCGGGUGGCGCACCGUCCCAACUCAUUGCCAACACUACAUAGAAACUUACAUGAUUGGCGGGCAAUACGAGCUGGACAUGAACUAUAUUGCGGAACAAAUAAAGAGUUACGUUACUGAUCUGGUUGUGUCUGGUGAUGGCAUGGAUGCUUGGAUCCUGGAUGUUGAUGACACCUGCCUCUCAAAUAUCUUUUACUACCAGGGAAAGAAAUACGGGUGUGACCCUUACGAUCCUUCAGGUUUCAAGGCAUGGGCAAUGAUGGGAGCGUGUCCAGCGAUUCCUGCGGUGCUUGGAUUGUUUACCAAGCUGGUCGACAGCGGAUUUAAGGUGUUCCUGGUGACUGGGAGAGACGAAGAGACCUUAGCCCCUGCCACCAUUGCUAAUUUGCAUAACCAAGGAUUCAUCGGCUAUGAAAGGUUGAUUUUUAGGACCCAAGCUUUCAAAGGGAAAAGUGCGGUGGUUUUCAAGUCUGAAAUUCGAAAGCAAUUAAUGAAAGAAGGCUACAAGAUAUGGGGGAACGUUGGCGACCAAUGGACUGAUUUGCAGGGGGAAUGUUUAGGCAACCAAACUUUCAAACUCCCAAAUCCAAUGUAUUGUGUUCCUUAAAUUAAUCCAAUAAAAGAAAAAUCAAAUGUAAAAAUAAAUUGUAUGGAAUGCCUCUGCAGGCUCUGGCAAUGAAGGGAUCAUAGACUUGUUGUCAUUGGCAUUGUUUACAUGAAUCCCUUAAGCAAUCUAGUAGAGCAGCAAUGGAGCUAGCUUCUUCAUGUUUACUUA